AUGAGCUCCCAAAAAGACAGCGACCCUUCAAUCCGCCGACGCAAAACCUCUUCGGAACUGGUUGAAGCAGGAAAUGUCGUUAAAGAAGCACUUGCCACCUUCAAAUCCACGCUAAAAAGCAAUCCAUCACAGCCUGUUCAGCAGGAGGAUGAUUGCGAUUUAUACGCAAAAUUAUUAGCAAAUAAGUUGCGAAAAUUAUCUGAAAAAAAUAAAUUGCAGUUGAUGCACGACAUUGACGGCAUGUAUUUACGAUACCAAUAUGAUGACCCUGUGAUGUCUCCAUCACCACCCCAAAGACCGGGCACAUCAUCAUCUACGCAUUCAGAGCCUUCAUUGCAUUAUGGACAGGCUGAUCAAAAUACUCAUUACCAAAAUAGACAAGUAUUAUCAGUCCCAGACCCUGUGAUGUCUCCAUCACCACCUCAAAGACCGGGCACAUCAUCAUCUACGCAUUCAGAGCCUCCAUUGCAUUAUGGACAGAAUCAAAAUACUCAUUACCAAAAUAGACAAGUAUUAUCAGCCCCAGCUUCUAAUAUCAUCAUUCGAUCCCACCAGCUUGUUCGUGCACCAAAUUAUCCUGUCCUUCGUAUACCAGAGAACCAAGGUGCAAACACAUCUAAUCAAAAUCUAGAUAAUAUAAUUCAGGCAGCUUUUGACUUAAGUUAA
Messenger RNA from Diatraea saccharalis (sugarcane borer), 666 nucleotides. Lineage: Eukaryota; Metazoa; Arthropoda; Insecta; Lepidoptera; Crambidae. The record is from the annotation of a GenBank genome assembly.